AUGGAAAUGGAAAUCGCGAGAAUGCAAGCGAAGGAGAAGACUCGUAUGAGGGUCAUAAUUAGCGCUGAUGGGAGCGUUGAUUGUGUUGACAAUGUCGAAGAGCAUAAGUGGAUACAGACUGUGGACAAGGCUCCCAACGUUUCACUAGGACAAAAUGUCCAGACGAGGAUAAAGCAAUUCUCUUUGAUGAAUAAGUUCAAGAUGAAAGUUCUCAGAGUAGUAGCAGACAAUUUGCCUGAUGAGCAAGUGGAUCAUAUCAAAGAGAUGUUCCACGUGAUGGACACCGAUAAAAAUGGAGAUCUGACAUUUGAAGAGUUGAAACAUGGCCUUCACAAGUAUGGACAGCAAGUUGCUGAUCCUGAUGUGCAGAUGCUGAUGGAUGCAGCUGAUGAAGAUGGAAGCGGAACGCUGAACUGUGGGGAGUUUGUGACUAUGUCAGUCCACUUGAGAAGGAUUGGCAGCGAUGACACCUUACUCGAGCUUUUGAAUUCUUUGACAAGAAUUGAAGCGGGUAUAUUAAAUUCGAUGAGUUGAAAGAAGCUUUGAUAGAUGACAAUCUUGGUCC
This is a messenger RNA of Eucalyptus grandis, 565 nucleotides long. RefSeq names its product calcium-dependent protein kinase 24-like. Gene Ontology annotation, molecular function: calcium ion binding. The transcript has 4 exons. Lineage: Eukaryota; Viridiplantae; Streptophyta; Magnoliopsida; Myrtales; Myrtaceae. Bases 1 to 534 code for a protein of 177 amino acids. The record is from RefSeq and is a predicted model, not a curated record.